GACGACAAAUAGACUGUGCCGCCAUGCUACGUGCCAUCUUGAGUGAGCAAACUCUUAAUGGUAUCGUUUUACUGCGUAAACAUCUUCAAGCUGCAGCUCUUAACAAUAUAAUGGGGACUGUCUUUGGUAAAAGAUAUGACCUGACAAAAUGCAACGCUGAAGCCAGAGAGUUACAAGAGAUGCGCUGCUCUACUCUUGUCCCUCGAGUGAAGAAUCUUGUAAAGAAAAUCAUUGAAGAGCACCGGAAUCAAUCACAAAAGCUCUCUGAUAGUUCUGAUUUUAUUGAUGUUUUGCUAUCUUUGGAUGGUACUGACAUGCUUUGCGAGGAUGAUACCGUGGCAGUCUUAUGGGAAAUGAUUUUUCGUGGCACUGACACGACAGGGCUUUUAACUGAGUGGGUGAUGGCCGAGUUGGUCUUAAACCCUGAUAGCCAGACCCAAUUACAUCAAGAGCUUGAUCUUGUCGUAGGAGACAAGACCGUGACAGAUGCUGACGUGGCUAAAUUACCUUACCUUCAAGCUGUAAUCAAGGAGACACUACGUGUACACUGUACACCCACCUGGUUCACUUCUUUCCUGGGCAAGACUUUCCUCGUCCCACUCGUGUUCAAGCCAGAGAGGUUCAUGAGGAGUUUAGGUGGCGUUGAUGUGAAGGUGAGGGGUGGUGACUUGAGGCUUGCCCCGUUUGGCGCCGGACGCAGGGUUUGUCCAGGAAAGAACUUAGGACUGGUGACGGUUAGCCUUUGGGUGGCAAAAUUGGUGCACCAUUUUGAGUGGGUUCGAGAUCCGAUGAACCCAGUUGACUUGACUGAGGUGCUUAAACUAUCAUCUGAGAUGAAGAACCCUCUCUGUGCCAAGGCAAUUCCACGACGUUGCCUACAUACUUCUUAGAUGUUACACGAAGCCUCAACGUGUCUGUUGUGUCUGAUUACCCUAUCCAAUUUAUAAUUUUAUAUUGUUGAAAUAGGUUGAAAUGUAGAAUGGCAAAGCUCCACAUGGCCACAUCGAGAAGAGGGAAAAAAGUAGAAAAACGAGGGUAAAAGUCUUUAUGUAUGUUAAGCUUUUGAGUAAUGCUAGGGACACUCGCCAAUUGCA
Messenger RNA from Rubroshorea leprosula, 1094 nucleotides. Lineage: Eukaryota; Viridiplantae; Streptophyta; Magnoliopsida; Malvales; Dipterocarpaceae. The record is from the annotation of a GenBank genome assembly.